Messenger RNA from Cyprinodon variegatus (sheepshead minnow), 3101 nucleotides. RefSeq names its product syntaxin 3 (gene stx3b). The transcript is spliced from 11 exons. Gene Ontology annotation, biological process: exocytic insertion of neurotransmitter receptor to postsynaptic membrane; synaptic vesicle fusion to presynaptic active zone membrane; intracellular protein transport. The record is from RefSeq and is a predicted model, not a curated record. Gene Ontology annotation, molecular function: SNAP receptor activity; SNARE binding. The coding region runs from base 327 to 1193 and encodes 288 amino acids. Gene Ontology annotation, cellular component: plasma membrane; synaptic vesicle; postsynapse. Lineage: Eukaryota; Metazoa; Chordata; Actinopteri; Cyprinodontiformes; Cyprinodontidae.
CGCAGAGGCAGAUUAAACGGCCCCACACAACUGUUGUUUUAAUCCCCUGGAAGAAGAGAUUUAGCUCAAAAAAAGAAAAAAAAACUGCCUUUAAACCCAGCAGCCAUAUUGUAUGGAAGAGCGACGGGAAGACACCAGUUUUCAGAAAAAAAAACUCCGCAACUCAGAAACCUGCCAGGACUUUUUGGGGACUUGUACAAUUUCCUUUUAGCGGCGGUUGGGUGUCUGCUGUCCGGCUAGCUCUGCAGCUGGCUGAGGAAAAGUCUUCCAUCCAAUUCUGGUUCAUCUUUGGGGGAGUUUAAACUGUUUAUUUCACAGAACUAAUAAUGAAGGACCGAUUGGAACAGCUGAAAGCGACUUGUGAUCAAGAUGACGACGAGGUGGAGAUUGCUGUGGACAACGCAGCCUUCAUGGACGAGUUCUUCUCUCAGAUCGAGGACAUCAGGAACAGCAUUGAUAAAAUAGACCAGAAUGUGGCUGAAGUCAAAAAGCUUUACUCUGUCAUCCUGUCUGCUCCCACCUCAGAUCAGAAAACACAAGAUGACUUGGAAGCAAUCACCAAUGACAUAAAGAAGAUGGCCAACAAUGCAAGAAACAAACUAAAGACCAUCGAGAGAAAUCUGGAGUCGGAACAGCAGGAGAGGGUGUCUGCAGAUAUGAGGAUACGUAAAUCACAGCAUGCAGUUCUGUCCAGGAAGUUUGUGGAGGUCAUGACAAAGUAUAAUGAAGCUCAGGUGGACUUCAGGGAGAGGAGUAAAGGACGUAUUCAGAGACAACUGGAGAUAACUGGAAAAGCUACAACAGACGAAGAGCUGGAGGAGAUGUUGGAGAGUGGAAACGCUGCUGUCUUCACUGCUGGGAUUGUGGACUCUGGAAUCUCCAAACAAGCCCUGAGUGAGAUUGAAUCCAGGCAUAAAGACAUCGUCCGUCUGGAAAGCAGCAUCAAGGAGCUGCAUGAUAUGUUUGUAGACAUCGCCAUGCUGGUGGAGAGCCAGGGGGAUGUAGUAGACAACAUAGAAAAGAAUGUAUCUCAGUCAGUCGACCACAUUAUAGAGGCGAGGGAACAGACCAAAAAAGCUGUGAAGUACCAGGCCAAAGCUCGCAAGAAAACUGUGAUCAUAGUGGUGGUUGUGGUGAUCUUACUGGCAGUGAUAGCUCUCAUUAUCGGGUUGUCAGUAGGACUGAAAAACUGAGGUGCUGUUUGACCAAGAGAAGAGCCUUCGAAGAUGAUCGUCAUCGGUGUAUGCUGUGUUGUGUGUAUCAUCAUCAUAGUCCUCACUCAGACACUAUAAAAGGACUGCGAAUCACAACCUCCACCAUCAUGAUGUUUUCUUCAUCAGCCCAUCCAGUCAUUUCAACAUUCACUCCAAAAGCUUAUGUAGGUUCUUCUAUGUGGAUCGGUGCUGCUCACCUAGUGUAAAAAAGGGAAGUUGAUGACCUUUAUUGAUGAGUCAACCUGCUGAAGCUCUGAUGAGGAAAUAAGAGCUGAAGUGAGGCCCAGUACCUGAACUACACCUCUGUGGAACCAAAACCAAAAAAGGGAACUGCAAACUUAACUGUUUCAUCACUCCACCAUCACCAAACAUUUCAUUGUGUAACUUUUGAUGCUGUCGUCGCACCUCUCUUUGUGUUUGUCUUACACUGUUCCUUAAACUUUGCAGAACCACCCCCCCCAGACCCAAACUAUCGAUCUAAAUGAGCCUCGACACAUCUUUACUUAUUCUUAAAAGCUACUGAUUGUUCACUUUUCCAGGUUGUUGAUGGUUUUUAGGGAAUUUCAGCACUUUCACUCAUAAAAAUAUGAAAUGAAGCUCAGAUUUCUGUAAUUAUAUUGUAAAAAAAACAAAACAGAAGUCAUACUUAUGCACUGUAGACAGUCAGUCUUGUGUCUUAAUUUCUUGAAAUUAUUAAUAUUAAAUAUGAAGGAUAAUACAUUUCAGAAGCAUUCUAUAGAAAAGACUGGAAGGUAGUUCAUUAUUUUAGAAAAAAUGCCUUAAAUUGAAUCUUAAACCAGUUAACAUGUUUAGACAUGAUAUAUACAAACCAUUAAUGUGCUGUAAAGGUACUACAAAGAGUUUGGGGAGGCUAGAAUUAACACUAGUAAAUAUUUUUUAUCUUAAAAGGGAGGCUUAAAUCAUAAGGUCUCUCUUAUAGUUGUUUUAUGUGUAUUUACUGAUUAUGUUUCCUCUGUAUAUGUACAGCUAACCUGCCAGUUUAAUUAAGUAUCCCCAUUUAAGUUCCUGUUAGAAUGAUGCGUAAAGAAAAUAUAAUUUUCUUACAGACAUUGUUUAAACGAUAUUUUGUUGUUAGAAAAUGUACCAGAACCGCAGUUUUCAGUUCUGUUUAUAUAUAUUCAGAUUUAGUUAGGAUAAAAGUAAAAUAUUUGAGCUUUUUUAUUUUAUUCAAAAUGUUAUUUCUAAUGAGGUGGACCUCAUAAACUUGUAGCAAAGUUGAAUUCAUAUGGUCAUCUUUCUUUUUCUGUAGGUAGUGUCCAAUACUGACGGUUUACAAAAUAUUGCAUGUAGGAUUUGAGCAUUUAGAGUAAGCGAAGAUUACUGUUGUGUCUGUAUAUAAAGUUGAGAUUUCAUUUCGAUAAGUCAUUAAUAGCCAAAGCCUUUUCUUUAAAAGAUAUUGCAUAUUUACACUUGCAGGGAAAUACUUGAAAUCAGCAUCCAGCAUGAUUUUUGUGGCCACGCAGGUCGCAGAAGGAUGGGGAAGAAAAUGAAUGAAACUUAUUGCACAUUUUUCCUUUUUUUAUGUCAAAUAUUUCAAAAAUAAUUAAAGAUUAGUUUUUUUAAAGCCUGAGUGUCUGUCUGGCUGUUUCUGCAUCACAAAUGUCAAUGUAAAAAGGGUCGCAAAAGUUAUCUUGCAUAUUUCACAUUAUAGAUCAAGACUAAGGAAAGCAUAUGUAAGGUCAAAAGAAAAGGAGCACAGAAUUUUAAAAUUAAAAGCGGAAAAAGUGUGCAUUGCAUUCAGCUAUAUUUGUAAAUACAAAAUAGGCCAAUUUGUUGGAAUUACAGCAGCAGUUUUUAGGGGCUAUUUUUCUGUAAGGUUUGUACAUUUAAACACUAUUUUUCUGUGCAUAUUUUAUGCAAUCUAAA